Molecule: messenger RNA, 1109 nt
Organism: Poeciliopsis prolifica (blackstripe livebearer)
Lineage: Eukaryota; Metazoa; Chordata; Actinopteri; Cyprinodontiformes; Poeciliidae
Product: protein turtle-like
Exons: 6
Coding region: 23-832 (269 amino acids)
Biological process (GO): cell surface receptor signaling pathway
Molecular function (GO): transmembrane signaling receptor activity
Source: RefSeq, a predicted model, not a curated record
CAGGUUUUAAUUAUUACUCAAGAUGUCGAUGGAAACAUCUUUCCUGUCUGUGCUGGCAUUGACUUCACUGCUGUUCUGCUCAACAUACCAAGGUCAUCUGACUGUGAGUCCCAGAACAUCUCAGUAUUUCCAAGGAAAGUCAGUGUCUCUGAGUUGUGAGGAGGAAAACAGCUCUACUGGAUGGACUGUGUGGCGAAACACAACCAGAAGAAGGUCUAAGUGUGGAGAUGGAUGGGGAGAAAUAAAGGGUUCUGUUUGUGUCAUUAAUUAUAUUUUAAGAAAAGAUACUGGAGUGUACUGGUGUGGGUCCAUCAAUGGAUCGUCCAUCAGCAGCAGCAGCAGCAUGAACCUCACUAUUGGUGGAUCAGUGAUCCUGCAGAGUCCUGUCCUCCCUGUGAUGGAGGGAGAUGACGUCACUCUGAGCUGCAGAGCAAGGAAUCCAACCCACAACCUCCCAGCUGCUUUCUAUAAAGAUGGCUCCUUCAUCGGCAACGAGUCUUCAGGCAGCAUGACCCUCCUCCAUGUUUCCAGCUCUGAUGAAGGCCUCUAUAAAUGUAGCAUCAGCGGUUCUGGAGAGUCUCCAUCCAGCAGGGUCUCUAUCAAACAUAAACCUCCAGCCACUUCCAAAGCCCCACCUUCUGGAUCAAGCCCUCUUCAGCUUCUGCUCACUGUUUUCCGACACCUGAUGGUCUUCUGUCCUUACUUCAUCUCCACUUUUCUCUUGGUGUCUAUAUGUCGAAACAAAUGGCCAGCUUCCAACAACAAGGUCUGUGGGGGACAGGCAGAACAGGAAGAUGAGGUUGAAGAUGUUACCAAAGAGCAUCACCUGUAAUCUAAAAAGGUAGAUAGGGAAUUUAUACUUUUGCCAGUCAUUUACUGAUAUGUCUGCUGUUUUCAUACUUAUGCAAGAUGUGAUUUUCUGUUAAAGUGUCCAGACAAUGUGCAGACCCUUUUACAGCUGUCUAUAAAAUAGGUGACAUGUGUAAACCUAAGCUGUCUUAAAGAGUCACCAUAUAUGGAAUGCAUUUUCCUGUACUUGCCUAUGCUGUUGAAUUAUCAUUAUGAUGACAUGCCUAUUCUUUCAAAUGAAUAAAUAUUGAAGGAUUGCA